Etheostoma cragini (Arkansas darter) is the source of this 6318-nucleotide messenger RNA. It is a transcript of the gene smchd1, whose product is annotated as structural maintenance of chromosomes flexible hinge domain containing 1. Gene Ontology annotation, molecular function: protein binding; ATP binding. Gene Ontology annotation, biological process: double-strand break repair; chromosome organization. The transcript has 47 exons. Lineage: Eukaryota; Metazoa; Chordata; Actinopteri; Perciformes; Percidae. The coding region runs from base 207 to 6086 and encodes 1959 amino acids. Gene Ontology annotation, cellular component: chromosome. The record is from RefSeq and is a predicted model, not a curated record.
GUUUACCUUUAAUGUGAAGGCAAGAAUGCGAGGAGGCAACAUAUGGAUUACAGUUUCAGCAACGGCGGGAAAUGUGGAAAGGCGUGUUACCGUUACACGCAAACGAAGAAAACGGCAAACUGUAAUGUACAUGUAGCUUUGGUGGCUAGUUGGCUUAGGUACACUGAAGUGGAAUACGUUUAAUUGCAACGCUUCUCUGCACCGCAAUGGAGGAAGAAAGAGUCCGCAGAAGGAUCCGUGUUUACGACCGCCGCUCUGAAAACAAUCAGCAAGUUACGGGGAAAUUGCUGGAAACAAGCGGUUUGGACUUCAAUGGUUUUCUUCAACUUCUGCACCGGAAAUUUGAAAUCACAAAGCAUGAAACAUUUGUGUUGGUCACGACGGACAGAACAGUCCUGGAUUUCGACAAAUUUGAGAAGCUUCCAGAUGACAGCACCCUCCACUUGUUGCAACGGGAGGACCAAGCUCUGGCAGUGGCAACAGAGGAGCCCAUCACGUUUAAGCCUCAUUAUAAUACAUUGAUCAAGAGUGGCAUGUAUGAGUACUACGCUAGUGCGGGCCAGAAACCAUUGCCAUACGCACUUGCUGAGCUGAUAGACAACUCUAUUUCAGCCACAGCUAACAACACAGGAGUGAGGAUGAUAGAAAUAAGGCUGAUGUUAGAUGAAUCUCUCGGGAAACCUGCCGUGAUUGUCUUAGAUAAUGGGUGUGGGAUGACCUCUAAACAGCUCAAAAACUGGGCAGUGUACAGACUCUCUAAAUUUAACAGGGAAAACUGCAUAUUUGGAAGUAGGCAAGAAGGGUAUGUCCGGCCUGAUCUCGUCCCUCGUAGUCUCAACAGUGAUAUAUCCUACUUUGGAGUUGGAGGAAAACAGGCUGCUUUCUACAUCGGCGACUCAGCCAGGAUGAUCACUAAACCAGUUGGCUCCCCAGAUGUUCAUGAGCUAGUUCUAUCCAAGGAGGACUUUGAGAGAAAAGAAAAGAACCGAGAAGAUAUUUACAGUGGGACCAUUAAAAACCGGAAGGUUGGUGACUCUUCACAUGUGAAUAAAGAUGAUGAGCGCUUCCUCCAUUCCCUUAUCGCUGAGGAAUCUGCAAAGGAAAGCUUCACAGCCGUGAUCAUUAUGGGAGUCUUGCCCGAGCAUAUAACUUUUCUGAAAGACGAUUUUGCAGCAUGGCCCAGACAGCUAGCGCACAUAUUUCACUACUACAUUCAUGGCGCCAAUGGAAAGGAAAUGGGUAGCAGCACUACAAAUUCAGAUCAUCUCCCUAACAUUGACAUUCAGAUCACUAUGCGUGAGAAGCCUCCCAGAUGUCCCCGGGCAAUAAAUCUUAGGGAAGUUGAGAAUGACAUGCAGACGCUGUACAUAAAUACUGCUGCAGACACAUUUGAGUUUAAGGCCUACACUAAACAAAACACUGGCACGGUGGAGGGAAUUAUUCGGUAUCAUCCCUUCCUUUAUGACAAGGAGACUUACCCGGAAGACCCUGAUGCUGCCCAAGCCUCUCUUGAUUAUGAUGAUGACGAUGAAGAGUCUGGAGUCCUGCAUCAGGCAAGAGGGAAAAGGCCAAUAUUUAACUGUUUCUGGAAUGGACGGCUCAUACCUUACACCACAGUGUCUGAAUUUGACUGGUGUAGUCAGAGCAAAGGAGCAAAGGAGCUUGCAGAGUGUUACAGUCGGGUGUCAGGGGUGCUCUUCACUGACGACACGUUUAUGGUCACCACGAACAAGCUCACCUUCAUGGAGCUGGAGCUGAUGCUGAAGAACAAGGACACAAUCUUUACACGAAUUGUUAAUGGACAGAAACAAAGAGGAAACAUUCAGAAGGAGUUUACGCAGUGGUUAAAAAACUGUCACGAGAAGUGGGACAAGCAAAUAAAGUUUGUGGACUAUAUGGAGACCAUAACAAGAACAGAUGUGCCUGUAAAGAGAGAUCAGUAUCCCUGGUCGACAUUCUCCUCCAUCGAAUGGGACGGCAAAAUUUACAAAACGGGCCAAAUUGUGAAGUCUCAGAGAACACUGCCCAUUAUGUAUGGUAGCGUGGUUCGUUUUUUGCUUUAUGGACAACAUGACGGAGAUGUCUUUGCCACAGGGGGACUGGUCGAAGUGGCUCUGGAACCCAAAGCUUUUCACGACAAGAUCAAGACCAUAGCCAUUUCCAAGAUUGACAAGAGCGCUACUGAUGAAGCCAUUCAGAAAAACAUCGCCAAAGAUUCAGCCAAGCUUCCAGAGAUUCUGAAAGUGGGCUGGCCAGAAGGUAAACCCUGGCCACAGAAUGCUGCUCGUAUGGCUGGGACUCCGCUUGGGCCACUCAAAAUUGAAAUACUAAACAAAAAGGGAGAGUCUUUAUCCAAGAUGCCAGCAGUGGGCCAGGGAGCAGGGAAAAAACUGAUUGUUGAACUCAAAGUCUUUCAGCACGGUCCUAAAGGAAAUCAAGAGGUUGUCUGUUUUGUUGCCCAACAUUCACCAAAGUGGAGUUUCUGGUUCAAAAAAAUUGAGAAACUGACCGACCUGGGGAAGUAUACUUUAUCCCUGAACACUAUGUUAUUUGAAAAUAAUGCAACCGUCUUUGGAGGGAGAAAGCUUCCAAGCUACAAACUCAACUUCACAAUUAAUGAGGGUAGUGCUGAGACUUUUGUUAUUGGUGCAAUGAGCCCCUCUCUUAAUGUGGGAGUGCCAUUCAACAUUCCUCUCCUGCUGAAAGAUGGUUAUGACCACUCAGCGAAGCCUCCUCCAAAUCUUGAACCUGUACUCACAUGCAGUGGCGUGGACCUGAGUUACGACAGAGUGGACAGCAUUGGGACUACGUUCACCAUCAUUGGUGUCAGAGCAAGAGGAAAAGUCCUGAAUUACCAACAGUCAAAGACAUAUGAGCUGAGAGUGACCAUGCCUGGCCUGAAGGAAGACACACAGGCUAUCCCGAUCAGUCUUCUUCCUGGUAAUGCACAUGCUCUCCAUGUGACACCAGAUGACAAUCCAAUCACAGUCCAGAAUGGAAACUCUGUGAUGUUUAAUGUUGAAAUUCACGAUGAGUCCGGAAACAUCACUGUUCACCCCAAACAAAUUGUUCGCUGCCAGGUUGAGGGGUUUCCACUGGUGACAACUGACUGCAGCACCACCGGAGCUGGACAGCUUGUGACAAAGCCCAUAAACCUGAUAAUGAUCAAUGGAGAACCACAAAACAUCAAAGUUCAUUUUGAGAUGUCUAGUCAGAAGAAGAAGAAGAUUGCUAUGGUUGUGAGGGACCUAAAGGUGGUGCCCAGCACAAGAGUCUCCCGCAUGGAGCUCUAUAGUGAGGGUGAUGAGAAUUUGAUGCUAAGGAAUGACGAAAAGAUAGAGUGGCUGGCUGGAGGCUUGCUGGAGAACCUCUUUUACAAGUUGUUUGAUGAGGCUGGCAAAGAGGUACCUCCCACCGCUGCAAUAGCCUCCAGGAUCAAGGUUAAUUGGACAGUAGAUAUAAAUCUGAAGGAUUUGCUCCAGGGCAAGCUGCCUGCCGUACAGGUGCCCACGCAGGUGCAGGAAUCACGCUUCUAUCAGGUGUCCUACCAUGACCAGAGUGUGUCUGUCUCCUUCAACAUAGCGCCUCAUCCAGAUGAACCAGUACGACUGAAAGCAACUCUACCCCAAAGCACACUGAAGCUGGGGGAAAUCCUACCUGGACACAUCAACUUGGAGCUUGUGGACCAGUAUGAUAAUGCAACCAAGACGCUUACCUCUACCUGUAAGAACGAUGUCACUGUGGAAGCGGAGGGUCUGGACAAAUCGUCGGUUGUCUUUAAAUGGCAGGAGAACAGCAGUUCUAUUCUGGUUACAGGGGUGCGGUUCCAGUCCGGGACACCUGGCCACAGAGAGAUGUGCUUCACCUACAAGAGUUAUGUGGAGUGCAUCAUAGUUAAAGUCGUCGCUGGCGUCCCUGCGGAGCUUAAACUAUUCAGUGGGCCAGAGCAGCCUUUGCAGGUGUUGAAUGACCAAGGCAUCGCCACACCAUUCCUCGUCCAACUGUGUGAUGAGUGGGGAAACCCCACUACAGACCAGAGGGUGGUGGUACAAUUGACAUCUUCACCCCAGACACUAAAGGUGACGACAGCUGUUACAUCACAACCCGUGAACGCAGAAGGGAAAGCAUCUUUCACCGUUAACCGUUUGAGUGGACCAAAGGGGUACUAUCAGUUGGUGUUUAAAGGUUCUCUCAACCAGAAACCCAUCCCUGGUCCAUCAGUGAAUCUCACUGUCAUCCCUGAUUCCACUAAACCUGUCUGCCUGUCAGUGGAGUAUGACACCAACGCCAGGCUUCCUGCCGGAGGCAUCCUUCCAGUCUUCUCGGUGACUGUGGUGUCUGACGACGGAGGCCUGAUUACAACUUUUAAGCCCGCUGCUAUAUCCAUGUUUCUGUGGAAGGGAGUGCCAUCAGUAAAAACACCUCCACAAACGGCCAUUGAGCUGAAGUGUAGUAAACCCAUGGAGAAUGAAGGGAAUGACCGUUUUCACUUCAGAGAUAAAGAGAUCCCGGAACAUGUUGGAAAGCACAGCAUCCAGUUUUUGCUACGAAUAAACAAAACAAACGUCCUGUACAGUGAUCAGAUUGCUAUACAUGUUGUGGCCAGUCAACCUGCCAAACUGGCACCCGACUCUCAGCCACCAACCCCAGUUGUUUCCUACAGUAAGGUCAUUGCCAACAGAACCUUAGUGGAGAAUAUGACGCUGAGGAUAAUGGAUUCAUAUGGAAAUCCAGCAGGACAGGACCUGAACGGGAUGGUGGUUGUUUCUAUAAAGAACACAAGUGGAGAAGGCAACAAAAGCCUCCCUCUGUUUGAAAGUAAAACCAACAGCUUUCAAAUGAACUUGGUAGAAGGAAAGGCCCACAUUACUAGGCUUGCAAUCAUGGAGUACAGCCCUGGUGAGAAUGGAAGUACAUACGUCCUCCUCUUCAACCCUGAAGUGUCAAUGGCCCCCACGGCUCUGGCUCCCUUUGAGCUCCCCUUCCGUUUUCUCAAUGAUGCAGAGAACCAACGAAAAAUGUUUUCGUUGUCCAGGAAGAAAGAUGAGCUCACUACUGCUGUUGCCAAAUAUACAGACAUCUUUUCUACAUAUAAUGCACUUCUUGAUUUGCUUUCCUCUCAUCACCGGGGCGCAACUAAGAAAGAGGCUGACAUUAGGAAUGAGCUGGAGAGGAGGAACGUGGAAAUAGCACAAACUAUCCCAGAUAUUGACAGACUCCUAAACCAGAAGAAGAUGGAAGUCCGCUGUCUGCUACAAACACCAAGAAGAGUUUGUUCCCUCCGUGAUCACUUUUGCGAGCAGCAUGAUGUUUUGGGAAUGGUUGGCCACCUGGCGUUAGUGCAAGACAAUGAUGCUGCGAGGGUUAUCUCCUGGCAUAUCAGGGGAGACAUGGAUUGUGUCAUCACCAAAACGACCGCAGCAGCAAUGAAGAUCCAUGACGACACUCGUGGCAACCAGCAGGUCAUGGCCCUUGACAGUGUUUAUGUAACAACAGGCAACAGGUCGCUGCCACAUAUAAGAAAUGGCCGCAAGCUCUUUGAUCCCCCUGGGAACCCAGUCUUUGCCAGAGAUCUCUUGAUCUACCCCCGCGACCAGGAGAGCUGUUACACUGCUUUUAAAAGCAUCCUAGGAGAGACUAUUCUGAUUGAUGACCUGGAAUCUGGAACCAGCUACAGAAAGGAGGUGAUACAGUAUAAGAUGCCGUGUCCCACCAUCCUGACCAGGCAGGGGGAAAGGAUCCUUGCCAAGGGCAAGUUUGGAGGCGCACAGAACAAAGCCCCAGUGAAUAUCCCAAUAGUGUUUGGAGCCCCCCUCCCACAACAUUACUACAUUCUUAAUGAACACAUAGAACUGAUCUCCCAGCACAGGUUAGCUCUGGAGAAGAGGGAUCUGACAGCAAAGGCACGUGAGGAUCAUUUAAAAAGCAUGCAGUCGCCUGACAUACUACAAAAGCAUCAAGAAAUGAAGGAGAAAAAGAAACAGCUGGAGGAGAUUGAGAGACAACUUGUGUCAACCCCAGUAAGACCAGUGAAAAGGAGUCUUGCUGGUGAGCCGUCCAGCACUUAUGCAAAGAGAGCAAAAUAGAGAUCCAUAUGAGAAGUGGUCUAUAGUUCAAUCUGAUAGAUUGAGCACAGGACUCCUUUUUACCUCUUUUUUUAUGUUGAGUUUUUGUAAAUGAUUUGUGUUUGUACAGAUUUGUCUUUUUGUAUGUAUCACUUUUGUUGUAUUCAAAAUUGCUGACAAAGUUUUGUGCAUGACAAAAUAUAUGUCAAAGAAUGUUUUUUGGUUUUGUUUUUUUUAUAAAAACCUGCACUAA